This is a messenger RNA of Besnoitia besnoiti, 6894 nucleotides long. RefSeq lists its product as uncharacterized. The coding region runs from base 1 to 6894 and encodes 2297 amino acids. Lineage: Eukaryota; Apicomplexa; Conoidasida; Eucoccidiorida; Sarcocystidae. The record is from RefSeq and is a predicted model, not a curated record. The transcript has 18 exons.
AUGGAGCAAGUUAGUGUCCAGCGGCUGCAUCCGGCGAGGUCCUUGCCCGGCACCCGCCUCGUCGUGACGCCUCUGGCGGACAAUUCGCCGGCCUACCCGCCGGCGCCGUCCUGCGCCACUGAGAUCUUUCUUUGCUCUCCUUCUCCCUCGUCCUCGACGCGGCUUCGGUCGCUCGUGCAGAAGCCAGAGGGCAGGUCGCAGCGGCUGCGAAGCGUCAUCGGCUUGGCUAACUCCAAGCAAGACUCCUCGUCGUCUUCCUCGGUCGUGAAGUCCUCUGCGUCUCCCGCGAAAUCCCGAGGCGGAGUCGCGCCUCCCUGUCCGCGGCAAAGCGUCGCCCUCGGGAACGAGCGGCCGCCUGAGCGGAGGCCGGCGCUUGCGUCUUCCGGUCUGCGUCCACUGGCUUCUGCCUCGCUCGCCUGUGCGGCUUCCCCGCCUUCCGCGCUUGCCCACUCGUCCCUCACGGGGCCGGCGCGCGCGGUCGACGUCGAGUGUCGCGCUGCAGGGGCUGGCGGAAGAGUCCAAGUCGACUUCGCAGCAGCGCCGAAGCACAGCGCGCCCUUUCCGGCGUGUUCGGCGCUUUCCGAGACCGCGCGGGCGCCUCCCAGGGCGGCGCCGGCGGGCGAAGCUCAGGCCGACGGGAAGGCCGCGCAGUCGCUCUUGGCGCGGAGCCGACCCACCCGCGAAGCGGCAGACGCGCCGCGCGAGAGCAAGGCAGUGAAGAAGGGGCCGGUCUCCCUCGCGCAGCGAUACCCCCGACACGCCAUCCCUCUCGAAGAGGUUGAGCGACGCAGAAGGAGCCGGGAGCGCAGGGCAGAGGGCAGGCUGGACUCGUUUUCUUCGGAGCCGACGGAAGAAAGCUCGAGGGAGAUUCCGGCGCUCACAGAGUUUUUGCACGCGAGCCCAACUAGGGAACCAGAGGAGCGGGGUAAAACGCACACCGACGUGUCGCUGCCCCCCAGCGCGUGGGCGUUGGAGGCCGCGCACGAGGCGUACCGCGAGGAACUCCGUCGCCGCGCCCGCCUGACGAGAGAGGCGCGCCAAGCAGAUCCGGAAGAAGAGACUCGCCGCUUCGUUCGCGAAGUUCUCCAAAGGGAAUGUGAAUUUUUCUCCUCCGCGCACACCCCUCGGACGAGACGUCGAAAUUCAACUCACCGGCAAGAGUCUCCUUCGGUUGACGCCCUUCCGCACCCUCCGGUGUUCACUGCGCGAGUGCCUGAGGCGACCUCAGAGGGGGAGGCGUCCCGCGCAGAGGGCCCCGAAGACGCUGAGGACGAGGAAAGCCCACCCCCUGCUGAGCCGGAGAUGUCCCCAGAGGAGUGUCUCUAUGUGCCUCGGUCGCGCCUCUGCAUGCCUCUCGGAACGCUCGAUUCCCUCCCUUCUUCGCCGGCUGACACGAGGCGCAGGUAUACGUCGCCGACGAAGCCCGGAGAGGAGCCCCUGCGCGAGGAAACGAGGCAGGGAGCCGACGGAAAGGAGACAAGCGGCCGACGAGCGAGCGUGCUGUCCCUUCGAGACGACCUGCAAGGAGACGCGCUGAACGAACAGGACGUGCAAGAUAAGCAUACGACGAAACUCAAGGCGGCGCGGCAGGGUCGGGGUUUCGAUCGCGAGGACUUGGAUCCGAGAAUCGACGCGCGCUUUCCGCGUCCUCGGGCUGGAGGAAGAUCUCGAGCCCACAGCAAAUCACCGGUGCGGGACUCGGCGCUCGCUGCCUCUUCGACUCUCGCCGCUGCGCCUGCUCACCUCCGCGGCCUGGCGCCGCGCGUCGCUCCGCCGCAGAGCUCCUUCCGCUCGCCUGCCUUCUCCGCGGAGGCCGGAGGGCUUGCGCGGCCGCGGUCGGUGGAGGGCGAGCGCCUGGGGGGCCUGGUCACGGGGCUUCCGACCGCGGCAUGGGAGCAGCCGGCGGGCUCUACGUCCCUGCGGCUCCUGGCGCGUGAGGCUGAAGCCACCGGAAGCCGCGAGCGCAUCCCGCAGCCACGCGCCGGCGCGGGGGAUUCGGUCGAGUCCCAGGGGGUUGAGGCCACCAAGCUGCGCAAGGCGCGAAGUGCCAUGAUUCCGGCAUACUGCUACCUGGUGCAGUCGCGGGAGGGCGCGCGGCGGCCGCCAGUUCCGGCAGCGUCUCCUCUCUCUUUCGGCCCGCCGCCGUCUGCAGUGCGAGGAGACUCUGGCACGUCUCCUCUGUCCGUGCGCGAGUCGCGACAGCGGCGGGCGGCGCCUUUUCUUUCGCCCCUCUGUCCCUCGUUCGCAGCUGCCUCGCCGACUCGCGCGCCGCCUAGCCUGGAAGCCGAGCCAGUCCGCACCCCGAAGCUCCUACCCUCGAGGCUGCCUUCUUCGGUGUUUUCAGUCGCCACAGAUCGAGCCAGGGCUUCGCCGCGCGCGGCCGUGGGCUUCGGGUUGGGCUCGGCCGACACCAGCGAGGGUGGCGGGCACGGUGCGACGCCCAGCCUCGCCACGACCAUCUUCGGAGGCGCCGCGCGGCCGCAGAAGACACUGAGGGACGAAUCGCGGGAAAGGAUUCAAAGGCAGACGGCGCUGCGCCUCGCCGAGGAGAACUUGGCGCUGCAGGAGAGGCAUAAGCGUUUGUCGGAGGAGGCGAGCCGAACGGCCAGGCUCGAGGCCUCAGCCCGCGAAGCCAGGACACGUGCGAAGAACUACUCGCUUCUCUACCGGGACCAACAGAAGAAGGCUCGAGAGCUCCAAGACACCGUCGACGCUAUGGUCGCAGAGCUUCAGAUGGCGCGUGCAGAGCUCGUGACAGCGCGCGACUCGCUGCAUGAGCAGGCGGCGUCGCAGCGUCAUUUGGAGGAGAGUUGGGUCUCGCGCGGUGCCGAGAGCGGCCAUGGAGCCACGGGCGGGCGGCGUCUCAGUUCGCUGCGGGCUUCACGCAGCUCGUCGAGGUCCUCUCGCGCCCGACUCGUGGAGCGCGAGACGAGCGAGGACGAUGUCCCGGUUCCGUGGGCGCUGAGGCAGUCGAAGCUGCGCGGAAAUCUGCAGGCUGAGGAUUCCGCUGGCUCGGUGACAUUCCGGCCGGACCCGAGCCCGCCUGCGCAGCGACCUCCGAGGGCGCGUCUCCUCAGUCUGACGCCGACGGUGCCGUCCGCUCCGCCGUCGCCGCUUCGUCGCGGUUCUCCCUCCGGUUGCGCCUCACCUUCUCUCCGGCGGCCUUCUCUUUCGCAUCCGUCUGGGCGGCGCUUGUCUUCCCCGCGCUUCGGCGCGUCCUGUGAGGCCGACGACGCUGCAAGCCGCCGGCGGGAGGCCCGUCUGCAUGGCUGGAGAGGCGACGAAUGUGCGGAUUUUGCCGGGAGAGAUGAUGGGAGGAACUGCAGAAGGAGCGACGAUGAAGAUUUUGUCGUCAGGAGUCGACCUCCGGUGGAGGCGCCGUACGUCCUUUCGCCUCACUCGCCUCGAGAACGAAGCGGCCCGCGGCCUGCGGCGGCAGCGGACCUUUGUGUGACCGGAGAAACCUUCGACUUCCUCCCUUUUUCUGCGUCUCCGCGCUCUCUCUCCUCCGCCUCGCCUCCAGCGCCGCCGAGGGAUAUGUACCCCGGCGAUGGUGAGGAACUCGUCGCACAGGGUAGGCACGUGGGAUUUCUGGGCGACCCCGACGACCCGCGAGACGAUGGCGUGAGGCGGAGACGGUGCCGGGGUUUCGACCGCGACGACAGCGCGCACGCGUCGCUCUCUUCCUCGGACGUUGGAGAGCUGCUUCAAACGCUCACGGGAGUUGGGGAGCUUCUGAAGCCUCUUGCCCAGGCUGCGGGGCGACACGACGACCGUGGGGUCUCACCGGCUCUCGACGUGCCGGCAGUCCUAGAGAAGCUUCGCGCGUCUCGGCAUCUGCAUCCUGCGCUGGAUCGCCUUUAUAAGGAUCUCUACAGUCUCUAUUUCCCGCAUGGCGGCGAAGCGGGCCGAGGACGAGGCGAGCCGCUGUUCGCUGAAGAGGAGGCAGCGCGCAGACGCGAGCCCCGCGAACGCCCCACAGAGGAAGAGAUCCUCAUCUCCUCUUUUAACCCCUUCGCGGAAAGGGAAAGGGAGGUGGAGCUCGGCCCAGGCGCGCGAGUGUCCUCUGGCCGCAAAGGCGACGAGAAGCGGCGGCGCGAGCAAGAGACUCUCCUCACGCAGCGCCUCCGCAAGAGCUACGAAGAGCUCUGGCUGAACGUUCGCAUGCGUCAAGAUAUUGACGCAGACGCCAAAGAAGAGGAACGGAGAAAAAAGCAAAUGAGGAAGCAGAAAAAGAAAGAGAUGAAGCGAAGGGCAGCCGAUGGCCUGCGAAUCGGUGUCGAGUUCCACCCUAGUGGCCUCACAGAAACGACCAGAAGAGGACAUGGUGACGAGUCAGAUGCGUCUGAAGGCCGACCAAAACUCGCGUGGAAAGACGCCGCCGUUGUCAGCGGAGCGAGCGUCCUGCGCUUUGCGGCGCCGCCUGUCCCACUUCCAACGGAGAUCAAGGCAAAACACGAAUCCUCGGAUUCCGAUUUCUCAUCGCUCCCGUCAGAGGCCUCCCCUCGCAGAGGCAACCGCGUCAGCCUGCGUCACGCGUCGCAUCCCGGGUGCACUUCCUCGGUCUCGCCCAGCCGCACGCCGAUUAACACUGAACACCGUUCUUUCCUCUCGCACUCGAGGCGCGGCGCCUCCUCUUCAGCCUCUCCUCCUUCCCGUGUAUCUGCUUGUCCUUCGGUCUACGGGUCGUCUCCGUCUUCUCGCCGGCCGGUCUCGUCUCUCUGUUCCGCGCCAGCUUCGCGGGUUGCCCUCUCUGCUACUCGGUUGAGCACACGAGAGAGCUCUCGUAGACACGAAACGGGAGAGAAACGGGAAGAGAAGUCCGCAUUCGGGAUGUUCGAUCCUGCGCGGUUCCAGGAGAACUUGGAGCAUGUCUCGCGGCGCAAUAGGCGCAGAGGCAGCCACUCCACCUCGGACGGAGACAGCCGGCAGGCGACGCGCGGGUCGCGGGCCCGCACACCCGCCCGUUGGGCUCCAGUCGGCGCCUUCUACGAGCGGACCCCAAAACAAGCCCAGCUUGGAGACUUCGAGGAGGCGAAAGAGUUCCGCUGGGGGCCGCGGUCGUAUUCGUCUUCAGAAGAGGAACGGGCGCGGAGACAUGACAAAGAAAAGCGCACGAGGAAAAAGGAGAAAGAGCGGCGGCGCGAAGAGCGCCUGUCGAGACACCAAGAGAGACACAGGCGCGGCGAGCGGAGACAUCGGCACCACUUUUCCCCAACGCAUCGCCACGGAUCGCGAUCUAGCCGCGAAAGGGAGCACAGGAGAGAGAGACACUGGUCAUCUCGCAGAAGAGACAGCUCAUCCGAAUAUGAAAGGAAAGGGCGUCGCGCGUCAUCAUACUCCUCUGCGUCUCCAGACCGUGCGCGGGCCCCGCCUGCGGCCCGGGCGCGCAAGGACGGGCCUCUCAAGGCGCCUUCGUCGCCCGCCGGCGCCGGCGCCGCUCCUCAGCGGUCCUCUGCGCCCUCAGCGGCUGACGCGAAAGCCGACAAGGACAGCCCUCUCGGGCCUCCGCCGUCAAAGGCUGCGAAGGCCAAGGGCCUCGCGUCCAAGGCCGGGUGUAGCUCUCUGAAAGCGGUAGAAGCGUCUCCGAGCUCCGCCGCCGCACAAGGCACGUCGCCGGUGUCUGACAAGAGCCGCGUCGAGGUCCUUGAGGACUCCGAAGGGAAGGCGAAGGCCGCUGCAUCGACGAAAAAGGAAGGCGAAGGUGCGGCGAAACCCCAAGUGAAAAAGGAGGAAAAUGGCGGCAAGGACACCGGCGCGGCCGCCGCGAAAUCCGCGGAGAAAACGGAGGUGAAGGCGGCCGCAGCAGCCGACGAGAAGAAAAUCGACGGCGGCGACUCCGGAGAGAAGCCUCCUCCAGGGAAAGGCACAGGGAAGAAGGCGCCGCCUCCACCAAAGGUUGGGAUCGUUCGCCUCAACACGAUUUACGGAAAGCACGAGGAUGACGCAGGGGAAAAAGACGCGAAAGUGGGCUCGGUUACGCCCGAGGGCAAAGCAGCGCCCGCCGAGGCCGACGAAGCCCGCAAGGAUGCAGGUGAAGCUCUCAGGAAGGCGGAAAAAGACGCGCAAUGCGCAAAGAACGGGAAAACCGAAGAAGACAGAGCGAACGGAGGGGAGGAGAAGAAACAAGUGGAAGGCGCGAAAUCUGCAGCGCCGAAGAAGGACGGCGGAGAAAAAGCGAAAGAGUCGGAUGCAGCGAAAAAGGAAGAGGCGAGCAAGGCAUCGGGCGAUAAAAAGGCGAAGGCAGACAAGCCGAAAGAAUCCUCUCCGGAAGCGGCCGCCGCAUCCGACAAAAAGGAAGAAGGGCCUCGCAAGAAGCCUAGCAACGGCGCACGGCCUCUCCUCGCUGCCGGCGAGAACGUCCUUUCGCCGAGCAAGUCUUUGUGCUUCGCAAUGAAACAACAGCAACCGAGUCCUCAGUCAGGGGUUCUGUGCAAGAGCGCACAGGGCGUUCAAGUCGUAGUUUCGCCCGAAGGCCAAGGGGAAGCGGCGGCGUCAAAGACCGACUCUAAGAUGCCUCCGAAGGCGGAUUCGGCAGGGACUGCGCCGUCAGGUGGGCCGAUGACGGAAGAGGCGAAGAAGAGGAAGCUGCAGGAGCUGAGGCGGCUUCUGCGGAAACAUAAGGGCCUGCGCCUGCCGCGUCUGGGGCGAAAGGGAAAGAAAAUACGCGAUCCGACGAUGCACGACACAUUCUCCACGGACGCCGUUCAAAACAUCGUUGAAGACCUCGCGGCUGCGGGCCUCUGGGACCCGUCGGGCAUGGACUACUCGGUCGCAGACUUGCUCGAGGCGGAAGACGAUGAGGAAGAAGCAGAAUCACCGCGGCAGCCUCCUCCGUCGCUCCUGAAGCGCGGGUCCGGCGGUGCGGCAUCCCGAGGUGAGCUCGAAGCCUAA